Molecule: messenger RNA, 4256 nt
Organism: Anarrhichthys ocellatus (wolf-eel)
Lineage: Eukaryota; Metazoa; Chordata; Actinopteri; Perciformes; Anarhichadidae
Gene: atcaya
Product: ATCAY kinesin light chain interacting caytaxin a
Exons: 14
Coding region: 738-1856 (372 amino acids)
Biological process (GO): apoptotic process
Cellular component (GO): cytoplasm
Source: RefSeq, a predicted model, not a curated record
ACAGAGAAGGAGGGGAGAAGCUAUGGAUGGAGAGAGAGAGAGAUGCUGUUGCCAGGGAACAGCAGCCACAUAGAGGACCACUGAAAACAACAGCAGGAUUAUCUGAUGGGGUAAAGGGAAACAGAGACUGGUGCUCAUUUUCCCCUCACGGAGAGGGGAUUGAAUUGAUAUUUGGGAGUGGAAAAAAAGGUAUUUGGAUUUGCAAGCAGGGAAAAGAAGGCGGUGUAGGGAGGGAUAUCAUGAUGCCAGAGCAGAUGCAUUCUGAUUAAAGGAAUUUUGUGUCUUGGUGGUGUGGACGUAUGCGAGCUGAGAGGCAGGCUGUCAGCUCGUUCUUCACGGCCAGUCUUUCCCCAACAAAGGUGGCCAGAGGCGGAGGAGAAGAGGGGGGGGGGGGUCCACCACAGAGGUGCCCCCUGUCUUUAGACACCUGCUGCUGGCUAGCGGCUGACAUCGAGGACACUAGGACUGUGUCUGUGCACAAGUGUGUGUGUAUGCAUGUGAAUGAGUGUAAGACAGGGAGCGUGAGAAGAGAAAAUUCAGCCUGACCUCUGCUUUUCUGUUGAUGUGGAGGAUCAGGAAUUUCUCCCCUUGAAUCUUUGCAUCUGUGACUGAGGAGGAGGGAGGACACACAGACCAGCGAGAGGUUUUGAGGGGAUCUCACAACGCUCAUUCAAACACGUGUUCCUGCAGUGCAGCCAUGAAGCUGACUGUCUAGCCUCUGCUCUCUUCCCUGAGGGAUGGGCACCACAGAGGCAACUCUACGAAUGGAGAACUUGGAGGUGAAAGACGAGUGGCAGGAUGAAGACUUCCCCAGACCACUACCAGAGUACGGAGACAUGGAUCCCUCUUGUGGUCUCACAGACGACAGAGCCUCUCCCCCUAACUUCCUGAAUGUAAGCCCACCUGGAGGAGGAGGCGGCAUGUCCUCGUCCCACCGCAAACGGCGUACGUUGAUUGCCCCGGAGAUGAACCUUUCACUGGACCGAAGCGAGGGCUCUUUGCUGUCAGAUGACUUCCUGGAUACACCGGAUGACCUGGACAUCAAUGUUGAUGACAUCGAUACGCCCGACGAGACAGACUCGCUGGAGUUCAUCACCAAUGGCAAUGAGCUGGAGUGGGAAGAUGACACGCCGGUGGCCUCGGCCAAAGCAGGUCCCGCUUGCGGUUCAGGAGACGUGGAUGAACAGGGGAAUGUCAACAACGGACGCCUCUGGAGGACGGUGAUUAUCGGAGAACAGGAGCAUCGUAUUGACAUGCAGGUCAUCAGGCCCUACCUCCGGGUCAUCACACAUGGAGGUUAUUAUGGCGAGGGGCUUAAUGCCAUCAUUGUUUUCUCUGCCUGUUACCUGCCUGACAACAGCUGUGCAGACUACCACUACAUCAUGGAGAACCUCUUCCUGUAUGUGGUGAGCAGUCUGGAGAUGCUGGUGGCUGAAGAUUACCUGAUCAUCUACAUGAACGGAGCCACUCCUCGGAGUAAAAUGCCUGGGAUCAGUUGGCUCAAGAAAUGUUACCAAAUGAUUGACAGAAGAUUAAGGAAGAACCUGAAGUCUUUGGUCAUCGCUCAUCCCACAUGGUUCAUACGCACCGUCCUGGCUAUAUCCAGGCCCUUUAUCAGUGUGAAGUUCAUGAAUAAGAUCCAGUAUGUCCACAGCCUGGAUGAACUUGCAGAGAUCGUCCCCAUGGAUCAUGUCCAUGUACCCGAGUGUGUAGUGCAAUUUGACGAGGAGAGGAUUAAAGUAAGGAGGGAAAGGAUGGAGCAGGAGCACAGACAACAGCAGCAGCAGCAGCCAAUCCCACAGGAGCCAAUUAAAAAAUCUGAGAGGCCGAAGUCGAUGCUUGUAGAUCAAGAGUAAUGAGGACAGCUUCUCAGCAGGUAAAGUGUGUGACAGACGUAUGGAGAAUGAACCUUUGGAUUUUUACCCGUAUGAAGCAGCGGUGUCCAACAAGUCUACUGUACGCUUCCCUGUUUUACCAACAUCCAGCUGUAGAUUUGUGCCACGAAGAUGGUGAAGCUCCUCCUCAUUAACCCUUUGUGUGGAACCCCUUCUUCCUCUCUGCCAGUGGGGUUUUCAUAUGGAAACUUGAAAAUGUACAAAGGAAGUGGCAGGAAGUGUUUCAUUAUGGAAAGCUGGGUUCAUUGACUCAUUAACCUGCUGUGUGGUCGGACCUGUUGUAUCGCCCACAUUGUAAUAUUACAUCAUCGUGAUGCUCUGGAGGACCAGGCCAUUGACAGAAACUCACGCUCUAUAAUGCAAAACAAAAUAAACUGGAAGACUAAAGAACGACAGUGUUGGGUGAAACAACUGUAACUCCAAUUGAUGAUACUCAUGUUGUAACUUAGUUUAGGAUUACGCCUUCAAAAACUUUUUGUUAAUAAUUAAAUAAAUAUACAAAAUUAACUGGAAAAAAUGACGAAUUCUUCAUCAAAAAUCUGACAAUUGGAGAAAUCAGCUUUUUGCCUGAUACAACUGAUGUGAACAUAUGUUAUGAAAUAUUUAACACUUGGCAAGACCAGAGAUGUCGAACAGAAACAUUACUGAUGUAGCAGAUGCUGAUGUUAGGUCAGUGUGUGACCAAACAUACAUUUAUAUUCAUGCUGGUUCGUGUGAAUAUAAUGUGUGUUCGAUGUAAAUAAUGCAUCCGACACCUUCAUCUUUGUUUGCCUCACACCAGCUGUAUCUCUCUUUUGCCGUGGUGACAUUUUGAAAAUGUCCAAAUGUACUAACAUCUGUACUGUAACAUGUGUUAUUGGUGUGCCUCAGUGUGUAGAAAAAUACAGAAACAUGAACAAUAUUUUAAUUUGUGACCUGGAAACCCCAAAUGACAAAAUCUUUAAGAAACAUAUAUGUGUUGUAAAAUACAAUGCUUGUUUAUUUUGUGUAACAUGGUUAUGGCCACAUAAAUAUAUGUCAUACAACAUUAAACACAUGUGUUUUAUAUAUCAACAUUUAGACUGUAAUCAUAUUAUAUAUUGUAUGACAUAAGACGAAUAUAAUUCUAACCCGCCGUAGACAAAACAUCUGCAAUAAUUUUGUAUGAAAGUGGCAAUAAUCAAGACACAAUACACAAACAUUGUACAUAUGAUUAUGCAUAUUAAUGUUAUUAAUUGUGCAUAUCUAUAAUUCUUAUUGAUCUGUUUCAUAUGGGAACGUUUGCUGUCAGCUUAGGUUGUGAAAUCAUAUUCAUGACCACUAACUCGAUGAAGUAUAAAGUGGCCUCUGAGGAUCUUUUUUCCAGAAUCAUGAAGUUUUUGUAGCUUAUGUAAAAAAUGUAGCUUGUGUUCAGCAGAGCGGCAGCCCCUUUAUGUUUUUAUGUGGUUGUGUCUGAUGAACCUUUGGGACGAUGUCAGCACAUUCCCAUAUUUAACCGAAGUUUUAACAUUUCUCAAACGUCCUAAUGCAUUAGGGAUUGGAUGUUUUCUGGGGUUGCAUUGAUUUUCUCUCGUGUCUUCCAUCUGUUCAACUUAUUGUAGCAGGAGAGCAGAGGAGUAAGAAUUUAUUAUUUUUGUAAAGAACUGCAUCAAUUGUAAUGCCUGCCUGCCUUGUUUUGCACUCAUAAGAUUUGGUUAUUUUUAGGUGGAGAAAAGUUUACUGAAAGCAUAUUUUGUGUAGCAUUGAUGGCAUGCAGUUGUGUAGUUCGUAAAGAAUGAACCUUUUUAUGCUUCUUUGUUACAGAAAACUAGUCUCAUGAAAUGUCUGUUUCUAAAGUGCCAUCUCAAUUAAAUUCUUUUGCCUUUUUUUAGGUUCAACUUUUCAAAUAUUGUUAGUCCUGUUCGGCUGUUUUCAAACCAGUAAACCAAACAUGAGCAGUUUCAUCAAAUAUUGAUCUUCCUUGAUAGAACAGCUCAGUUACUGCAGCUCGUCAUUCUUUGUGUUUGAGGUUUGUUUGCACUGUGUGCCUAUUUUUGCAUCAAAUGAUUUUUAAAAAUCCAGACAAAGUGACAUAAAGUGAAGCCCUUCCAUUUGUAGUUAUUGUAGUUUACAGGUUUAUUAUAUUAAACUUCACCCAGUAAUAUAAGCAAGGUUUGCAUAGAAAUGGUUUGUAUGACCUUUCCAAAAAUCUAAAUGUUCAUUUUGACUAUAAAAGCACAAUAUUUAUAUUAUUACAAAUUCUUUGCCUACCAUUUGUCUGCCGUAAAAUGUUUGCUCAGAUUUAAAUGGGGAAGAUGAUCUAUCAUUCAUGGUUCUGUGCUUUAGAUUGAUAUGAUCGAUUAUGCCUUGUACAUAUAACUGAAUAAACUGUUCCUCCCAAAA